Molecule: messenger RNA, 3438 nt
Organism: Pantherophis guttatus
Lineage: Eukaryota; Metazoa; Chordata; Lepidosauria; Squamata; Colubridae
Gene: FAM124B
Product: family with sequence similarity 124 member B
Cellular component (GO): nucleoplasm
Source: RefSeq, a predicted model, not a curated record
GACGUUACCUUGACAAGCAGCCGCUGACCUCGCGGGGGGGAAAUAAAAAAAGCCUGCAGCGUGGACCACCCCUGCGUGACGCGCGGAAGGAGGCGGGCCCGCAGAGCGGAUGGACACGCGAGGGCAGCGUCUCCCUUCACUUGUUGCCUGAGGCGUCGAGCGAGCCUCCAAAGAUGCCCCGAGAUGCUUUCCCCGUAGAGGCUGCGGGGAGUGGGCGAGGGGCUGCUGGCGAAGGUCGCAGUGCAAUGGAUGUGAGAGGAGAUUCCAUGAGGAUGACUGUGCACCUGCUUGCCAACACUGGACAUGCAAUACACUUGCAACAAGCUUUUGAUCAACUUCAAGAAUGGAUCUGCCUGGACGUUCGCCUCUUUCUUGUCUCAGAACGCCCUUCUCCAAUUAAGUAUUAUGAGACAUACCGCCAAAAAAGUUCCAGGUUUCCUAGUACUUCUGUGCUCCUUUUUUUGCAUGAGGACUUUGGAGAAGAACGGUUUUUCCAGGUCCAUGACUUCUUCCAACAUCCACCAUGGCAGCCUGUCCACAUUGAGUGUCCCAGCAGGAAGCUAUCUCUCCAUGCCCUUGAUCAUCAGGACUUCUAUGGACUGGAUGAGCAUAUGCCGGUAUGGGGCCUGAGAAGUGUUCACUAUGGCAUGGAAAUCCUGCGUGUCACUCUCUAUUGUAGCUUUGAUAAUUAUGAGGAUGCAAUAAGGCUUUAUGAGACAAUCCUGCAGAAAGAAGCAUCUGUCCAAAAAAGUGGCUUCUGUGCUUUUCUACUGUACACAACACACAGCCUUGUGGUUCAGCUCUGCUUGAAGCAGUUGCCUUUGGGGAUGAGUGUUGACCUGAAGGAAUCUUCAGUAUUACAGUUCAAAGUGUAUGAAAUUGGAGAACUGGUUCCACUUUUGCCCAAUCCCUGUGUCCCAAUAAGCAGUACUAGAUGGCAAACAGAAGACUAUGAAGGAAAUAAGAUCCUGCUGCAGGUUCAGAGCAGAGGCUCAAAGCACAAUGGAACUCAAUCUCUACCUCCUAAUUGGCACAACAGCACUGAUGAGAAAGGGUCUCCCCAUUACUGCUGUGAUUUAUGCUCCAGCGUAUCUUCAGUGGCUCCCAGAACUGCUGUUCAGCAGAAAAACCGGACACUUCGAGCCAUGAAAAAUAAAAACAAAUCCUCAAGGAGGAUGGUGCAAAUUCCUGCAAGUCUGUUCACCCCUUCACAAAGCAACUUUAAUUCUUCUUCCAGUUUGUAUAAUAUAGCACAUUCUUCUUUGCAAGAUCUAGGCUCUUCCCCAAUGAACCUGGGUACUAAAUUGAGACAUUCCAGCCAUGAGCUCUGGCUAUGCCAGAACAAAGGAGAGGAGGAGGAAGAGACUAAUGUUGACACAGGCAAGAGAGUAGCACCUUUUAAAUGUGCUAACUCUCCCCUAAACAGAUUUUCCAAGGACUUACAAAAAGAACUUCUUCAGUCCGAGGCACCAAGCAGUUCAUUUAUGGGAGCAGGUUUGGGUUCUGAGGACAGGAACUCUUUAUUGUCUUUGCAUGUUGCUGAAAUUAAUAAAAGAUCAGGAUUUAGUCAUUUUCAGCUGAGCACAUCAGGAGCAAAUGAUGGGAAUGAGAAAGACGAGGAGGAGUUUUUUAUAUGAUUUGAAACUUCCAUGUAUCUUUCACUGCCUUAUUUUUGGAAUAUCAGAAAGUCCAAUAGAUCUAUUCUUCGGUAUAAAUAAUCUAUGCUAUCUUUAUAUUAGAGCUACAAUGAAAGGUUUAAAAGUACUAGGGAAAAGAAGAGAAAGAAGUUUGCAAUAUAAAUUUCAUGUACUAGAGAAUAUUGUGCAAUAGAUUGGAAGAAGCCAUUCAUUUUAAUGCACCAGAGGAACUGACAGAAAUUCACUAAAAAUCUAGGAGAAAACCCCAAACCUAGGAAAGCCUAAAAGAAAUUUGGGAAGCAUCAAUUUGGGAUGAUAAGAAUAGUGUCUUAGUUAAUCUUGACUUAUCUGAGAAGCUCAUCAGAAUUUGACCUCAUUAAUUCUUGGGUAGGAUCUCCAGGAAAUAUCCUAGAAGAAAGCAAUGGAAAAAAUAUUGCCCCCCCCCCAAAAAAAUACUUGGACACAUUCAUGAAAUCAUGAAGGUUCAAGCUUAACUUUUCCCAUACCAUAGAAAUUAAUUUAAAGAUACAGAAAAGAAAAUAGGCAUUUUUCAUUUUUCCAUGGUUACUAUGCUAAGCCUGUCUUCAUUUUCUCCAUGCCCCAUGCUGUACUGCAUCUUGAUGUCAAAAGUACUCUGUUUUCCCCAAAAUAAGACCUCCCCAGGUAAUAAGCCCAAUCAGGCUUUUGAGUGCAUAUGUUAAAAAUAAGCCUUCCCCAAAAAUAAUCCCCCCCCCAAAAAUAAGCCCUCUUCAAAAAUAUUUAAGUGCAUGUGCAGCCGGUCCCUGCCAUUUCCUCUGGUUAGAGUUAGGGAGACAGAGCUGGAAAUCAGGUAAGACAGCAAGAGGAGCCCCACCUUGCUCCACGUGCCCAAAAAUAAUACCUCCCCAAAAAUAAGGCCAAGAGCUUAUUUCGGGGUUCAAAAAAUAUUAGGGUCUUAUUUUCGGGGAAACAUGGUAUGAAAAUGCAACUUUGGAUCUUUGGAACUGAAGUCUUUCCAUUGUUGAAAAUGCAACUAAUUAAGCAGAGGGGUACACAUCAAUCUGGCUUCUGAAUGGCAAUCCAAAAGCUACACUUUUUAGAAUGGGGAAGAUUAGACAAUAUGUCUAAGGCCAAGAUAAAUGCUGAAUUUCAUUAAGCAUAAUUUUAAUAUGUCAACUUCUUUAAGAUAAGCUGAUUAUUCUACUGUUCAUUUAUUUUCAUUACAUUCGUAUUGAAACUGAAUAGCAAUUUUUCCAGAUUGCUAUAGAGAAUGUAUCAGAGCUUCUGGAGCUCAGUUUUUGCACCUUGAUGGAAAACGUAGUGCUACUGUUGUGACUACUGUAUUAAUAUUACUUAAACUAUGAGCUACUUCUGUCUAGUUGAUGAUACUUGAUAAUGAGUUCUAGAGAACAGGAAACAAUCACUGAGCUUGUUAAGUAACAUGCCACAUCCAUUUCUCAACCAGUGUAUCAAGAGAAAUUAGAUAUAUAAUCAGAAGGCUGAGCUACAUUCGGAAUUAUAUGUAACUAUAAGAACAAUGGCAAAUAUAGGUGUGACUCUGUGCACUUGCUUUAACAGGUGAGUUAAGUUUGUCAAUAAAGAAGGAUCGGCUUGUGAACCCAUCUUUUAUUGCAGGAGUGUCUCAAUGCAUUUCUGGCUCACCUGUGCUUCCCUGCCUCAUCUCAGAUAUCGCUACAGAUUUCCUUCCUAUUUCUUGUUGAUACACUUCACCCAACACACUUUUGCCUGUCAAAGAACUGUAUUUGAUGUCAUAUCCGGAAUAAAACAAUCCCAAAUUGUUUGAGAUAUGAACUAAAACGUA